This is a messenger RNA of Anopheles moucheti, 1050 nucleotides long. RefSeq lists its product as uncharacterized. The record is from RefSeq and is a predicted model, not a curated record. NCBI's taxonomy places the organism in Eukaryota, Metazoa, Arthropoda, Insecta, Diptera, Culicidae. Bases 187 to 861 code for a protein of 224 amino acids. The transcript has 4 exons. Gene Ontology annotation, cellular component: Golgi membrane. Gene Ontology annotation, biological process: vesicle-mediated transport; protein secretion.
UGAAGCUUCCGCAUUGGGUUUACACAAAAAGCUCUGUGUAUUUACAAUUGUAAUACCGUGUAAAUGUAAUCAACGACAUUGAUUGGUUGAAAAAAUACGAGACUGAAACAGUUUAUUUCGCCACCUAUCGUCGACAUUGAGCAGCGUUAAAGUCAUCGCUUAAUAAUAAAUUGAUCAUUUCAAUCAAUGGCUGCUACGGCUCCUUUGUUGGAAUCAACUGUUCCAUUCAAUGAAGAUGAUAUCAAUUAUAACGGAAGGAUAUUACAUGGAUUUGUCAGCCAUCCCUAUGUGACAUUUUUACACAUCGCAUUCCGGGCGUCUGCAAUAGUAACAUAUUUGUUCUGUGGUUGGUUUAGUGAUAGUUUUGUAAAAUGCUUUGUUCCCGUGGUUCUCUUAUUGUCGACCGAUUUCUGGACAGUAAAGAAUAUUACCGGUCGCCUACUAGUUGGACUACGUUGGUGGAACUACGUAGAUGACAAUGGAGUUUCGCACUGGAUAUUUGAGUCAAAAAAUGCAACUCAAUCGAUGAAAAUUAAUAGCUUGGAGAAACGUGUGUUCUGGAUUGCGCUCGUGGCAUGUCCAGUCAUAUGGGCGUUUUUCUUUAUUGUUGCUUUGUUUGGUCUCAAAUUCAAGUGGUUGCUUUUGGUUAUUAUAGCGCUUGUGCUGAAUGGAGCAAAUCUUUACGGAUAUAUUAAAUGCAACUUUGGAUCUACAGCUAACAUUAGCAACAGUACAAAAGAUUUCGUUAAAAGUCAAGUUUUGAAAAACGCAGUGAAUUUCAUGGCUUCUACAAACAAGAACGAUGCUGCUGCCAACAACAUAAAUAAGCAAGCUAAUUUCAAACCAACCAACACUGUAUAAAUAACAAGACACAUUGUCUGUUCAAUGUGAACUGCACUUUUAAAUCCAACAGAAUGGAAUUGUUUUUUAGCGAUACUACUGCAAAUAACGAUUGAGUACACAUUCUUAGCUUGCAAACAAUACGACUAGGUCACUGUUAACUAAAUAAACUAAAUAAAAAUAAAAUAAAUACCGCAAAUUUCCAAAAUA